AGAGUGCGGUAGCAGUAUCUUUUCUCCACUCGAUGUGUUCAAACCAGUUGAGGGGAUGUCACGUUCCAGGUUCUUUCAUUGUGCGCUCGCCGUUAUACUCAUCCACGUGAUAGGAUGUUCCGUAGUGGCCGGCAAAACGUUCGAGGAUCUUCUCACCGAGUUGAGAAGUUACGAAGAACCUCCCAAGUACGAUCCACCUCCGAAGUACGAGGAUCCUCCUAAGUACGACCACUACCAGCAUUACGACAAAUACGAAAAGUACGAAAAGAAAGACAAGUACAACUACUGCUACAAUGGUCCGUACAAAUCGUGCGCCGAGGAACCCACGAAGAUUUCUGGACCGUAUCAGCUGCAGCCUUUCCCUCAUGAUAAGCCCAUCGGAGCUUACUGCGAACAGAAACUCCACGGAGGUGGUUGGCUGGUAAUUCAGUCCCGAUUCGACGGAUCGGAGGAUUUCUUCCGGAACUUCACCGACUACAAGAAAGGCUUCGGAAAGCUGACCGGUGAGUUCUGGUACGGAUUGGAGAAAAUUUUCAAGCUGACGGCGUUCCGAAACACUCAACUGCUGAUUGAGCUGAAGAACUUCAAGGGCAAGUACAAGUACGCCAAGUACGACGAGUUCGAAAUCGGAAGCGAAGUGGAGAGCUACGCCUUGAAGAAGCUGGGAGCGUAUUGUGGAACGGCCGGCGAUGGGUUGAGAUACAACCAUUUGCAGCUGUUCAAAACGCUGGACCACAAUGGAAACAAGAAAAAUAAGAAUAAGAAAUAUGAACGGAACUGUGCGGUCGAACGGUUGGGAGCUUGGUGGUACAAGGAUUGCUCAUUCAGUAAUCUGAACGGAUUGUACGGCAACAAGAUUGGACCGAAGUACAUGACUUGGUAUCCAUUCAGCGAUUCAGACGAAGGAUUGGCUUUUUCGAGGAUGAUGAUUCGAGGAUACUAGAGUUUGACUGUGGUGGCAAAGUCAGUGAUCUGAAAUGGAUGGAAAAUAAACGGAUGGCAUAAACGG
Aedes aegypti (yellow fever mosquito) is the source of this 1009-nucleotide messenger RNA. RefSeq names its product fibrinogen-like protein A. The record is from RefSeq and is a predicted model, not a curated record. The coding region runs from base 56 to 943 and encodes 295 amino acids. Lineage: Eukaryota; Metazoa; Arthropoda; Insecta; Diptera; Culicidae. The transcript has 2 exons.